AAAAUUAUUCAGCUCCCCUUUUUUACAUUUCAUUGUAUUUUUCCUUCGCCUGCCAAUUCAAAUCGUCAAAACAGAAUAACUACUAAAAGCAAUUUGAGAGUACCUACACUAGUGCAUGUUUAUCUGAAAUUAUUUUUAAAAUAAUGCUUUUAAAUAUUCUAUCAGCUUAACGACCCCAAACUGGAUAUAUUUUUUUCGAAAUGUAAACACAAUAAACAUCAAUUUCUCGCCGGGAAAACAAGUGCGUGGGCGGAAAAUCGUUUCUCAGUCAAUACCAAUCCGAUAAACUCGAAUUGCUCGCAUAUCGCUCGAUCUCAUGGAAAUCGGCGCAAAGAUGGGAAGUGAUAACAAUAAAAAUUCUUAUAAUAGAUCGAAAAAACAGAUCCGAGUCUUGUAGUGCGAAUAAACAUACAUUUUUACGCGGCGUGUAAGAAUUGUUGGAGAAUCGGAUACCAUACAACAGUCGGUAACUAUUUUUGGAUUACUCGAGACGCGUUUUGUACUUUGCCAGGCCAAAUGUUGUUUAUGGGAGUUUAUUAUCAAAGCGAACAAGAAAAAAAGUUCAAAACGGCAUGCGAAACGGCCAGGAAACUCUCCAAACGGACGCCUAACAAUGAAGUAAUAGAAUUGUAUUCGUUGUACAAACAAGCUACCGUCGGUAAUAUCAAUGUUGCUAAACCGGCGGACGAGUUUGCGAGGAAGAAAUGGGAGGCUUGGCAUUCGAAGAGAGGGGUCACUGUCAACAAGGCCAAGGAGCAAUACGUUGCCAAAGUGAAGUAUUUAUCGGGAGUGUACACCUAAGAGAAGUCUACCUGAAAUCGUAGUCGAAAUUAGAAAUGUCUUAACAACGUAACUUUAAUUACAAUUCGAUAAAAAAUUCAUUUAACAAUUAGAAGAGUAUAGAAAUGUGUAGAAUAAAGACACGUUAUAACAAAAUGAAUUUCCAUAUACCAUAACAAAACACCGAUUAAUAAAAUGUUUUUUUUAAAUUGUAUAACAAUAUAAAAAUAAAAUAGACUAGUAAUCAAAAAUAUAGUUUGCUUACAAUUUGAAUGUGGUUCGAUUCACCUUAAAUUUUAUUAUCACUGGUGCUAAGCAAAAGUACACAAAAUACGACAGAUGUAAUAUAUAAAAAUACAAAAUAUACAGUAUGUCUGAAAAAGUUGGCAACAUAUGGGAAACUUUUUUAUUUGUAAUGUUACGAAAAAAAAUUAUUCUUUAUAAAAAAAUCUGCAUGGCUAAUAAAGUAAAACGCAAAUAUCAGAUGUCAAUUUUUUAAAUCGUAUACGUUUGUCAAGAAAUAUGAAUUUGAUACAAGAAUAAAGUACCUUUAUUUUUAUCAAUAUCAAAAACUUUAUGAAAAAAUGUUCGAAAUGGA
Messenger RNA from Phyllotreta striolata, 1378 nucleotides. The record is from the annotation of a GenBank genome assembly. Lineage: Eukaryota; Metazoa; Arthropoda; Insecta; Coleoptera; Chrysomelidae.